CUUUGUUAUUGUUUAUGUUUUUGGCUGAAAAAUGGCCACGAAGCUAAAUGUGAACAUCCGCGUAAUGCUGAACAACUGCGAGGAGCUAGCCAAGAACGAGGCUAACUUCUGGCGCCUGCAAAAGUUCAUCAAAGCGCUGGACAUAAUGGUCGCCGAGCUGCAAGACAUGGACGACUCACGGAGUGCGCGCAGGAUCUCCGGGUACAAAGAGCGCCUCCAGGCCCUCAAGCUGACCACCGGCUACACGGAAAGUACGAAAAUCCAAACGAACGAGGUCGAGGCUGCGGAAGUAUCCCUGAAGGAGAUGCGGCAGAUCGAGAGCACGAAGAACUACAACCACAUGCGAAAGGAUCUACUGGAGGUAGAUGGCGACGCCCUACGGCGACGACGUGGCGUUGCCGAGGACGCCGGCGGCAGUGGCAGUCCCAGCGGCAGCUCCAAUAGUCCGGCCACCGAAGGCGACAACUUGAACGAGGCUGUCAAGUAUUACAAUCAGAAGCAGGAGAAAAUUACAGAGCACAUGCUCUCGCUGACGCGCAACCUCAAGGAGCAGACGAUGACGGCCAAUCGCAUUAUAAAACGUGACACCGAAUUGGUGACCAAAUCCUCUGGCAUGGCAGAUCGCAACAUCAAUUCGCUCGGCAAGGAGGUCGAGACCCUAGAGCAGCACUCGCGCAGUGCCUACAAAUGCUGGGCCUGGAUGCUGUUUGUCUUUGUGUUCUGUACAUUUGUAGGCAUGGUGUUUUUCAUGAAAAUCAUGAAGAAAAAGAAAACGUAGACUACGGUCUCCAAAUAAACCUAAAGUCUCAAGAAGCUUCAUGUCUUUCUAUAUAUCAAUCCGAAAAAAGCUUUAGUUCAUUCUGUUCCCCGAGCUCUUCAAGAGUUCAAAAGGUUAUCAAAAGCUCAGCAAAUGUUACCCCCAAAUGGUUUAAACAGACAAACAUUAAACGAUCGAAAGCCGC
Messenger RNA from Drosophila persimilis, 962 nucleotides. RefSeq names its product vesicle transport protein USE1 (gene Use1). The record is from RefSeq and is a predicted model, not a curated record. Gene Ontology annotation, molecular function: SNAP receptor activity. Lineage: Eukaryota; Metazoa; Arthropoda; Insecta; Diptera; Drosophilidae. The coding region runs from base 32 to 778 and encodes 248 amino acids. Gene Ontology annotation, cellular component: SNARE complex; endoplasmic reticulum. The transcript is spliced from 3 exons. Gene Ontology annotation, biological process: retrograde vesicle-mediated transport, Golgi to endoplasmic reticulum.